AUGGCACCUCUUCGACCUGAAACAAUCCCUCGUGAAAUGGAAGCAGUCAUGAAGGACUGGCUAGAAAGCUAUCGGCCAGUUCGCCAGAGAACGGUACGUAGUGAAACGACAAAGGACAAGGCUGGUGCAUUGCCACCAGCUGUAUACAAGUCCUCUGAUCCACAGUCUUCAAAAGUUCAUUUUCCCGAAGACCAGAUUCAAGUCAUCCAACCCACGCCAAACAUUACUUUUGUUGAUGAAUCUAAUGUCGCAGUUGUUGUGAGUGGUAAAGAUGAGACAGAGCUGCAGAUAGAACAGAUUGAUGAGUAUGAGACGGAUUCCGAUGAUGGCGCACCUUCCAGCCACGAUGAAGAUGAUGAAUUUGGUGGUGUUAGUGAACUACCUAUCCGUCCAGCUAGUGUAACUCGUUCUGGAAGAGCU
This is a messenger RNA of Paramuricea clavata, 420 nucleotides long. NCBI's taxonomy places the organism in Eukaryota, Metazoa, Cnidaria, Anthozoa, Malacalcyonacea, Plexauridae. The record is from the annotation of a GenBank genome assembly.